GAGUUGGUGUUAGUUUGGAAACAUGCGGCGGAAAGAGAGCUUACCGCCAACAGAGGAAUACCAGCUCAUAUCUUUUUCACUGACUGUAACCAACGUGCUAUCUCAUUGAGAGAGCCUCGCGCAGCCUAUUAGGCGUAUUUUAUGGAGAACUAUAGAUGACAAGACCUGCACGCUGCGGGUUGCUCUCAGCAUCUACUGGGAUCUUUACUGUGGAUCAUGGCAAGAGGGAUGACGGGAGCUCAUCUCCUCGCUUUAUUUUUUGCUUUUUCAGUAACACUUUUCAGGGAAACAGAUGGACAAGAAACAGGCUAUAGUUUGAGUCCUCCGUAUUUCAACCUCGCUGAAGGGGCGAGUAUCUCUGCCACAGCAACCUGCGGUCAGGAUGAGGCUGGGGCACCGAGAUAUGAUUUGUACUGUAAGCUGGUCGGAGGACCUACUACCGGAGUUCUUACUCAGAAUAUACAGGGUCAGUUCUGUGACUACUGCAAUGUGGCUGACCCUAACAAAGCCCACCCGGUGACCAACGCCAUCGAUGGGACAGAGCGGUGGUGGCAGAGCCCUCCUCUCUCCAGAGGGCUGGUUUACAACGAGGUGAAUGUAACCCUGGACCUUGGACAGCUCUUCCAUGUGGCAUACGUUCUCAUCAAGUUUGCUAAUUCACCUCGCCCUGACCUCUGGGUGCUGGAGCGCUCUAUAGAUAACGGGAGGACCUUCACACCCUGGCAGUAUUUUGCACAUUCAAAGCGUGAGUGUAUUGAAAGGUUUGGUAAGCAGCCCAACAUUCGUAUAUACAGUGAUGAUGACCAGCUCUGCACAACAGAUUACUCACGGAUUGUUCCCUUGGAAAAUGGAGAGAUUGUAGUGUCUCUGGUGAACGGUAGGCCAGGGUCCAAAAACUUCACCUACUCACCACUCCUGAGAGACUUCACGAAGGCCACAAACAUCCGCCUGCGCUUCCUUCGAACCAGUACCCUCCUGGGUCACCUGAUCUCAAAGGCCCAGAGAGAUCCCACUGUCACUCGCAGGUAUUACUACAGCAUCAAAGACGUCAGUGUUGGUGGACGCUGUGUCUGUCAUGGUCAUGCACAGGUGUGUGGUGGAGAACGUAACCGGGACAACUCGAACAGGCUCCAGUGCGAGUGUCAACACAACACCUGUGGGGAGUCAUGUGACCGCUGCUGCCCUGGCUUUAACCAGCAGCCAUGGCGUGCCGCGACUGUUGACAGCCCCAAUGAGUGUCAACCCUGCCAGUGUUUCUCCCAUGCCUUUGACUGUUAUUACGACCCAGAGGUGGAAAAGAGGGGAGCAAGUUUAGACACCUUCGGCAGGUACGACGGAGGAGGAGUGUGCAUCAACUGCCAGCACAACACUGCUGGAGUGAACUGUGAGAAAUGCAUUGAAGGUUUCUACAGACCUUAUGGAGUUCCCCCUGAGUCUCCCACUGGAUGCAUACCCUGCAGGUGUGGUGAAAGAACGGCUGGCUGUGAAAUGGGGUCUGGAAGGUGUAUCUGCAAGCCACAAUUUGCUGGAGAAAACUGUGAACGAUGUGCUGAAGGAUACUAUUACUACCCUCAGUGCAUUCGUUAUCCUGUAUACCCUGAAACAACCACCAAAUCCCCCGCAGGACCAAUUGUGGUACCCACCGCCUGCCCUCGGGGAUAUUUUGGCUCACCCAGCUGUCAGCAGUGUAUAUGUGACUACAGAGGGACGACGUAUAGUGUGUGUGAUGCCUCUGGCCGAUGUCUGUGCCGUCAGGGUGUGGAGGGAGAGCGCUGUGACCGCUGUCGACCAGGAUACCACUCUUUUCCAAACUGCCAGGCGUGUCUCUGUGAUGGUGCUGGCGUUUCUGACAGUGUGUGCGGUCCCAAUGGUCAGUGCGUUUGCCUUCCUAACUACGGUGGACUGCAGUGUGAUGAAUGUGCACCAGGCUACUAUGGAUACCCGGACUGUGCUGCCUGCCGAUGUUCACCGGAAGGCUCCUAUGGUAACGUGUGCAACCAAGUGUCGGGGCAGUGCCUGUGUCUCCCAGGGGUGGUGGGUCAGCAGUGUGACCGCUGUGCCUCUGGACUCAGGUUCCCUCAGUGUUCAGCCCCCAUCAGCUCAUGUAACCUUGCAGGAACUGAGGUCGCUGAUCCUCAAACGGGCUCCUGUCGCUGCAGACCACACGUAGAGGGAACCCUCUGUGACAGGUGCAAACCUCGCUACUGGAAUCUGGCUACAGACAACCCUCGUGGUUGUAUAGAGUGCCAGUGUGAUCUGAAAGGGACCCUGAGUGGUGUUGGAGAGUGUGAACAGAAAAAAGGACAAUGUCACUGUAAGCCAAAUGCAUGUGGACUUGCAUGCGACACCUGUAAGGAUGGAUUCUUCCUGCUCCAGAAAAAGAAGUAUUUAGGUUGUCAAGGUUGUGACUGUGAUAUUGGUGGUUCAAUUGACACAGCAUGCGAUGAGAUCACAGGACAAUGUCUGUGUCAAAAGAAUGUAGUUGGUCUUAAAUGCGACAAGCCUGCACCAAGCUUCUACUUUCCCACUCUGCAUCAGCUGAAGUAUGAGGUUGAGGAUGGCACCACACCAAACGCCAGACCAGUGCGCUUUGGUUACGACCCUCAGGAGUUCCCAGACUUCAGCUGGAGAGGUUACGCUGUUAUGUCUCCUGCACAGAGUGAGGUCAGAGUAACAGUGCAUGUUGACCCAAAAGAUGGGAGUCAGCACUUACACCGAGUGGUUCUGCGGUUCACUAACCCUAGUGGCACCAGUGGGACAAGUAGCAUCAAAGCUACCAAUAACAGAGGCACUGCAGGGUCUGAGCAGUCCAAGGAAGUAAUAUUCCCAGCAAGUCCUUCCCCAUCCUUCCUCACUGUCCCAGGAGAAGGCUUCGCUGAGCCUUUUGCAUUGACUCCUGGGAAAUGGAUCAUUCACAUCAGGGCAGAGGGGGUUCUUCUCGACUAUUUAGUGCUGCUGCCUCAAGAUUACUAUGAAGCACCUAUACUGCAGGAAAAGAUAACCGAGCCCUGCACAUACCUCCCUGCUGCAAACAAGGACGCAAACUGUCUGUUGUAUAAGCAUGUGGCCAUGGAUGGCUUCAGCUCCGCACUGGGGUCAGUGGGAAUACUCUCCAACCGCAGUGGGCGCAGAAGGAGGCAGGCUCGAGUGCGGCGUCCCACCCCAGAUCACCCUGAGAUGGCCAGUCUCAAUGGCAGACAGACGCAGCUUCAACUAAGUCUGCGUGUGCCUCGCCCUGGCCUGUACGCCUUAGUCCUGGAGUACGCCAGCGAGGUGGACACCGUACAGAAUGUCAACAUACUCAUCAGUGGGCAGUCAGGAGGCCAAAUCCCAGCCAGGGCCAACAUUUACAGUUGUGCAUACAGCUUUUUAUGUCGGAGUGUUGCAGUUGACAGCAACAGUCAGGUGACAGCGCUUCAGCUCAAUCACAAGUCGGAGAUUCUUCUUCAGACUUCUACCACAUCAUUCCUGCUGUAUAAAGUGUAUGCAAUACCUGCUGAGGAGUUCUCCAUUGAGUACGUGAAACCUAAGGUGCUGUGUGUCUCCACUCAUGGCCGCUUCACUGAAGACAGUCGCUACUGCAUUCCAAGUCAAUUUGAGAAGCCGACCUCAGCCUUCAUUUUCUACGCUUCCCGGGAUGGACAGCGUUCUCCAGCCCCGGUUGCUUCUCCCCAACAAGGAGGACAGAGUGUGGUCUUGAGGUUGAAACGGCAGAAGGGGGCGUUCUCUGUGCAUGAGCCUCAAAGUGACGGGAUAUUACUGAAAUUCCCUCAGACGGAGAUCAAUUUCAUACCUAAGGUGCCCCUCCCUGGCAGGUACGUUGUCGUGCUCCAUUACCAACAGCCUGAGCACACCUCCUUCCCUGUUGAGGUACGAGUGGACGCAGGGCGUGAGUACAAGGGUUCAAUAAAUGCUUCAUUCUGCCCUGCAGUCUCUGGCUGCAGGGACGUUGUGAUUGCUGGUGGUCAAAUUGCCUUAGACUUUGAGCCAAGUCCUUGGCGGCAACCCAGCAUCUCUGUCAGCGUACCACAGGGGAAGACUUUGACAAUGGAUUAUGUCUUGGUGGUUCCUGACAGCAGUUACACCCCAGAUCUCCUGAAAGAGAAACCCCUGGAUAAAUCUGUAGAUUUCAUACAGCAGUGCCGAGAAGAGGGCUUCUAUAUUGACCCAAGAACUUCUUCACAGUUCUGCAAAGACUCUGCUCGCUCUCUUGUAGCAGCCUACAAUGAUGGAGCUUUGCCCUGUGACUGUGACAAGUCUGGCUCUACUGGCACUACUUGUGACCCUGUAGGAGGACAGUGUCCCUGCAGGCAGCACGUCAUUGGCCGACGGUGCACAAGAUGUGCAACAGGAUACUUUGGCUUCCCUUACUGCAGACCGUGUGAGUGUGGCCGCCGGCUGUGUGACGAGGUGACAGGUCGCUGUAUCUGCCCUCCACAGACUGUCAAACCAGCCUGUGAUGUAUGUGAGACGCAGACUUUCAGCUAUCACCCUCUGCUGGGCUGUGAGGGCUGUGAAUGCUCUCCUAAUGGCAUCAAAACCGAUGCAGGGUCAGACUGUGAUCGCAUCACCGGCCAAUGCAGUUGCAAGCCCCGGAUCGGGGGUCGAAAGUGUGACCGCUGUGCUCCAGGUUAUUACCGUUUCCCUGACUGUUUACCCUGCAACUGUAAAACAGGUGGCGUCACAGCUGAUGUGUGCCACCCAGACACAGGGAGGUGUCUCUGCAAGAAAAAUGUGGCUGGAAUCAGGUGCGAUACCUGUCGGGAAGGUUCCUUCUUUUUCGACUCGUCAAAUCCUCAUGGCUGUACAAGUUGCUUCUGCUUUGGGGCGACUGACCGCUGUCAGAGCUCGAGCAAACGCAGGGGGAAGUUUGUGAAGAUGCAGGGCUGGCGUUUGGAAAAACCUGACCAGGAGGAGGUUCCCACUGUGCUUAACUCAGCCAGUAACACCGUAGUGGCUGACAUACAGGAGCUCCCUCCUACUAUCCAAACUCUUCACUGGGUGGCACCAGCGUCCUACCUGGGAGACAGGGUUUCAUCUUACGGUGGUUUCCUCACCUACCAGUCCAAGACCUUUGGGAUUCCCAGUGAGGGAAUGGCUUUAAUGGAUCGUAGGCCAGAUGUGGUACUAAAUGGUCGGAAUAUGACCCUGAUCCACAUGGCUCAACAAGUUCCACUACCAGACCGGCUGUAUCAGGGCAGAGUCCAGCUCUUAGAGGGAAACUGGCGUCAUGCUGUCACCAAUCGUCCUGUCUCCAGAGAGGAGCUGAUGAUGGUCUUGGCCGGUCUGGUUGGUUUGAGGAUUCGAGCGCUGUACUUCACUCAAAGCCAGAGACUCGGCUUAGGGGAGGUGGGCCUGGAGGGGGCAACAGAUGCCGGGACUGGUGGUCCUGGAAACACUGUGGAGGACUGUUCCUGCCCUCCUGAGUACACCGGAGACUCCUGUGAGAAAUGUUCUCCAGGAUACUACAGAGACAACAGUGGGCCUUAUCUGGGCCGCUGUGUGCCCUGUGAUUGCAAUGGUCUGGCUGAUGAGUGUGAAGACAAGACCGGGAGGUGUCUGAACUGUCAGUACAACACAGCUGGAGACAGAUGUGAGCGCUGCAAAGAAGGUUAUUAUGGAAACGCAGCUCAGAGGACGUGCAGAAUCUGCCCCUGCCCAUUCAGUGUGCCCACAAACAGUUUUGCUGAAGGUUGCAGAGAGUUGUUUGGGGAUGUCAAGUGUAUUUGCAGAGUAGGAUACACCGGGAACAGGUGUGAGAGGUGUGCCCCUGGCUACUAUGGUGAUCCUCUGACUCCAGGGGGACGUUGUCAGCCCUGCAGAUGCAAUGGCAAUGGAAACAACUGUGAUCCAAGGACUGGGGUUUGCAAGAACACGCUGGAACCAGGAGACACAAACACGGAUGAGCGCUGCCAAGAGUGUGAUAACUGUGCCCAAACUCUGCUGCAUGAUCUGGAGAAGCUGGAUGUGGAGCUGGAAAGAAUCAAGGCUCAGUUGGACAACGCCACAGCCAGUGCCUCCUCUCAGGACAGGCUGAAGAAGCUGGAAAAGGCUAUUGCAGACACCAAGAUUCUCGUCAACAAAUUCACCUUCACCAUCAACAAUGAAAAGACCAAAGUCAACCAGCUGGAUGAAGACACUGUCACACUCUCAGAUGACAUCAGCUCCCUCAGAGACAAGGCAGAUAAAAAGGCUGUUGAUGCUGACAAGGCAGUGACAGAGGUUGAGAAAACACACAAGAGAGCCAAAGAUCUGGACUCAGAAAUUCAAAACAUGCUCAAGAAAAUCAAAGCUCUUCUUGACCAACUCAAGGAAAACACCCGCGGUGACACAGUGCCUAAUGAAAACUUGGCUAAAAUGAUGGAAGAUGCUGAGCGCAUGGUAGACGAGAUGGAGAAGAGGAACUUCACCCCUCAGAAAACAGCUGCUGACAAAGAAAGAGAUGAGGCCAAGAAAUUGCUGGACUACAUCAAGUCUAAUGUGAGUAAGCAAUGUGAUGUGAAUGAGGCUGCAGCAGAGAAGAUUGGGGACCUUCUGAAGGGUUAUGAGGACAAGCUGAAGGACCUGGAUAAGGCUCUGAAAGAGGCUUCGGACAAGGUGGCAAAAGCCAACACCAAGAAUGGGCUCAGUGCUGAUGCCCUCAAAGAGCUUCAGAAACGCAUUGACAACUUAAAAAAUGAGCGGAAUACAGUGGAGCAGCAAAUGAGGACGGCAGAGGGUGAGCUGCAGAAAACAAAGGCUCUGGUGGAAAAGCUGUCUGACAGCAAAAAAGAGUAUGAACAGCUGGCAGCACAGCUGGAUGGUGCCAAGACGGAUCUGACAAAGAAGGUGAACGACAUCGCCAGAGCAGCAGCUCAGGAGGACAUCGUUGAGAAGGCAGAGAAUCAUGCAAAGGAGCUGGAAAACCUGGCAAAGAAACUUGAGGAUGGUGUCAAGGUCGCAAGUGGGCGUGAUGAGGUGCGCAACGCUAAAGACGCCAUUGAUGCCUACAAGAACAUCACAGAUGCCAUUAAUGCGGCUGAGGCUGCAGCCAAUGACGCAAAAAAUGCAGCAAACAACGCUUUGGAUAAUGUAAAAAACCAGAAGCUGACAGAGCGAGCCAAAGCCCUGAAAGAGGAUGGAGAUGAGCUGCUGCAGACUGCAAAAGAGACAGAGGAAGACCUCAAAGAUGUGUCAAAUGGUCUCAAAGAUGUGAAGAAGCGGCUGAGCGAUGCUGACAAAAAGAAGAACGCUCUCCAGAAUGAGCUGCAGGAUGUGAAGAAUGGAUUAGAUAACAUCAACAGAGACGGCAUAGCUGACACAAUUAAUGAAGCCAAGAGGAAGGCAGAGGCUGCCAACAACACAGCCAGUGACACUAUGAACCGACUCAAUGAUAUCAAAAAGGAAAUGGAAAAAAUCAAGAUCCCCACCGGUGGCGCAGGUCUGGAUGGUGUGCUGGAUGACGUUGACAAGUCAGUGAAAGAUCUGUUGAAAACCAUCCCAUCUCUUAAUGAUAAGAUCUCAGAGGUGGAGAAUCUGACCUCACAGAUCUCACCGAUCAGCACCAUCUCAGAGAACAUCAAGAAAAUCAAAGAACUCAUUGAACAAGCCAGAGAUGCCGCUAACAGGAUUGGGGUCCCGAUGAAGUUCAAGGGCGAUGGCUAUGUGGAGAUGCGCCCACCAAAGGACCUUGAGGACUUAAAGGCCUACACCUCUCUGUCUCUGUCCCUGCAGAGACCUGAAGGCAGAGGAGACGGGAGACGCAGACGCAGACAAAUCGAAGACAAAGGCAUGUUUGUGAUGUACCUCGGCAACAAAGAUUCUUCGAAGAACUAUAUUGGGAUGGUUUUGAAGGAAAACGUGCUGUAUGGUGUGUACAAGCUCAAUGGAGCCGAGUACGAGAUGAAAACACUUCCUAUCUCCCAGUCUGCAUCUGUGCCUGCCACGUUUGACAGAGUAGACCUACGCAGAAUUUACCAAGAUGCAGAGAUGACCAUGACUAAGGAAAUCACUGCAAACAAUCCCCAAAAGCCGUUUAUCACCAGCCAGAAAGGACAGCAGAAUCAGAACCUCCUGGACCUGACUUCUAGUGAUGUGGUUUUCUAUGUUGGAGGUUAUCCUGAUGAUUUCACUCCACCAGAUUCUCUGAAGUACCCCAAAUACGAGGGUUGCAUUGAAUUCUCCUCCUUGAACAACAAAGGGGUCAGCCUGUAUAACUUCCAGAAGGCUGUGAACAUCAAUCAGGAAACUCCCUGCAAAAGAUAUGCACCUCAGUUAGAAACUGAGUUCUAUGAAGGCACUGGAUUCAGCAAAGGGAUCAUUAAAAAUGCAGGAGGUUUCUAUACCUUUAGCAUGUCCAUCAAUACUCGAUCAGAGAAUGGUCUGCUCUUUUACUUAGGAAGUGAGGAAAAAUACCUAAUUAUUUCGAUGGAGAAGGGUGCCAUUGUUGUACGAACUGACUCGCUCCCAACGCCAGUUACACAGAACGUCAAAGUAUUCCCAACGGAAGACAUGGAAGUCCUUAACAUUAUCAAAACUAACACCAAAGUAACAGUCAGGAUGGGAAAAGGAAAGUCAGAUGUUAAUUUCCCGCUAAGUAACAGUGAAAUGAAGGAGUUUUAUUUUGGUGGUAUCCCACAAGACAUAAGAGAACGACAUAACAUCAGCAUGCAACCAUUCAAAGGAUGCGUGAGGAAUAUGAAGCAGGGCAGCAACACCUUUGUGCCCGCUGAGCAAGUGGGCGUCAGCAAAGGGUGCCCAAGUGAUGGCUUGAUCCCACGUAAAGCAGAGUUUAGCUUGGGUAGCUCCCUGUCAGCUAACCUCGCAGGCUUCAGUCUGGCUGGUGAUGUCACCAUGUCCCUCGGCUUUAGGAGCACGCAGAAUCAGGGUCUCAUCCUGCAGGACAAACAGCAGGCUAAUGGCAUCAAUCUUUCAUUGGAAAAUGGCUAUGUGGUUCUCAUCUUCAACGACAAGAUCUGGAAAUCAAAUAACCAGUACAAUGAUGACCAGUGGCAUUAUUUGACUAUAACUAAAAGAUCAGGAAGGAUUAUGAUGAUUGUUGACGAUGAAGAUGAGGGUAAGGAACACAGUGGCAGCACUUUGAUUCCUGACACAAGCGGCACCAUGAUCCUGGGAAAAAACAGUUUCAAAGGAUGUAUUUCCAACCUUUACACAAGGAGACCAGAAAGUCUGUUCCAUGCUGAGGACUUCAGCGCCUUUAAAGCCUCCGGAGAAGUCUUGCUGGAUACUUGUGCUGUCGAAAAUCCUGCUCAACUUAUGCUGGACCGAACUUCUAGAAAGGAAAGUGUGAUACAGCGGAAAAAUGAGAGUCUAUCAGAGUGUGCGUUACCAGCUAUGGUUCAACAUGCUUAUCGCUUGGGUGGUCCUGUUAGCAGCCUAAGCUACAGUCUUCCUCUACAAGUCCUGCAGCCCAGGCCUCACUUUUCCCUGGAUAUCAGGACCAGAUCUCCUGAAGGCCUGCUGUUCUUUGCUGCUACCAGAGGAGGGCGCUCUCACCUCGCCCUUUAUCUAUCCAAAGGCAGGAUCAGACUGUCGGUGGGCAAACAGAAGGAGAUCUUCAACAGAGAGAAGUACAACGAUGGAAGGUGGCACUCUGUCAUUUUCAGUUUGGAGAAGAAGAAAUUUCGGUUGGUGGUGGAUGGGAUCAGGGCUCUGGAUGGUCAGCUGACAAACUCUGAGCUGACUGCCAUGCAGCACUUUGUGUCUCCUGUGUACCUGGGCAGCGCUCCAGAGUCUCUUCAUAGAGAGCUAAAGUCGAAGGCCCUCCCAAAGCACAGUGUCUCCGGCUGUAUCCGCAGCUUUAAAAUGAAUGGAGCACCAAUGUUGAAUCCAACCACAAACCAUGGUGCUGGGCCCUGCUUUGAGGGGCAGACACAGAGAGGAGCUUAUUUCUCAGGGAAUGGAGCACAUGUGACUAUCAACAACACCUUCGUUAUCGGUUCCAGUUUUGAGCUUCUGUUUAACAUUCGUCCACGGAGUCUGGCUGGACUCCUGCUACAUAUUGGUGAUUCCAGCAGGACCCAAUAUGAACUUGCAACGGGACACUAUCUCACUGUGUACAUGCUCAGAGGAGAGGUAUUUGCACAAGCGAACAAUGGUCAAGGGGAAUUCAUGGUGAGGGUGAAGCCAAAAUCUUCCUUAUGCGAUGGAGGGUUUCAUAAAAUUUCAGUGAUCAAGAGGAAAAAUGUUGUGCAGCUGCAUGUGGACACAAUAGACAAUUACAAGAUUGGUCCACCAUCUUCCUCUACAUCUUUGACCAAAUACUCCUUGUAUGUGGGUGGCAUUCCUGAUAUGUCAGUGCACCAGAUGCUUCCUGUCACAUCGUCCUUUAUGGGAUGCAUCCAGGACCUGAGGAUCAACAGUGAGCCGGUCUCUUUCGACAGACUGUCUGGCGUGUUUGGUCCAGUCAACCUCAAAGAGUGUCCUGGCUGAAGGAGCAUCUGAUUCAGCACCACCAUGCAACAAAACCUGGGACCAUGUCACCGUUAGCCAUGUGCAAUCUGUUACCAAGACAGAGAAUGUGUUUGUGUGUAAGAUUGUAUAUAUUAUAAGGAGUAUGUGUGGAUAUGUGUGUGUGUUUUUGAAAGUGUGUGAUUCUGUUUGUAAAAUAGAUAUGUCAGGAAAGGAUUACAGAUCCAUUGUAAUUUUUGCUCGGUUAAACCUUUCUGUAUUUAUUUUGUGAUCAAAUCAUGUAUUGUGGCACAGAUAGACAAAUGCUUACUCCAACAGUUGUUUUACAGUCAGAUGUGUUGAUCCAUUCAUUUCAAAUGAUAAGUUUGUGAUUGGUUAGGACUGCAGUGUGAGCAGCCAGCACUUUAAGAAAACAAAUGACACCUUUGUGAUGGUGCUGUAAUGAAAAUCAACACUGAUAGUGUAGAUUUUGUCUAAAGUUUAUACCAGAAUUUGUACGUUUACACCCAUGGUGCUCAACAGUGACAUUUCAGGGUCUGUGUAACUAUUUCUUUUUACUUUCUGGAUGCUUGCAUGUAGAAUUUUUCAUUUGAGCUGGUUUAUUUGGAAUGGAGUCUUUACACAAGCUAUGAAAUCACAUGUUUCUACCCCAUAUUUUAUACUGUUAUUCUGAAUUCAUUUUUCAUAUUGCAUUCCUUUUUUCUCACAUUACAAUUUCUGUGUAGCUUUAAGUUUCAGAUAAAGCAGAACACAAUUUGUGAGUUUUACUGAGCAUUGUCUUUAAGUUAAAAACUAUCUAAAUAGAUGCCUUUUGCAUAAGUCCUGCAGUUCAUGUUUGGGACCAUAACUAAAUAGAGUUGGAAAACUGAAAGUAAUAUAACCCAAAAGAUGAAGGAAGAUGAGGAGAUGUUUGAAAUUCCCCAGCAAAUGUUUACUUUUACUUCUCUGUACAUUUGUGUAAACAUCUGUGAUAUGAAAUAUGCAUGACUAUUGGACAGUUUUUACAUGCAUUCCUGUCUCGUGACCACUGAUUUGAUAUCCAUUUUGUAAUCUGUGCAAUUAACGUGCUUUUUAAAUACUGCUCAGUGCCAUAAGUAGGUCUUGAGAAACGUCUUUUAUCUUAUGUUCAUGCUGAUAUCUUGCAUUACUUUAUGUGUUGAGACAUGCAUUCUUUUGCAACAUGUAUUUGAUUAAGAAGACUGACAAAUAUCAUUUGCAAUUUUCAUGAAUACAUAAUAAUUUGAAAAUGAGUAUGAUGAAACUUUGACUAAGAUAGAAAUAUAAUAAAUGAGAUAAGGGAAUAUGUGUAAAAACAUGGAAAUAAUAUACAGUGACUAUAAAAAGCAUUCAACCUUUGGAUAUUUUACCCUUUUAUUAAAUUCAUUAAUCAGUCAAGGUCAGUAUAAUUCUAAAAAGCCUUUUUCAGGCCCAGCCACAAAUUGUCUACUGAAUUUAGAUCUAGGCUUUGACUCAGUCACUCCAGAACAUUCACUUUGUUGUCUUCAAACCAUUUCUGUGUAGCUUUUGUUGUAUGCUUUGAGUCAUUUUCUUGCUGGAAAAUAAAUCUUCUACCAAGCUGUAGUUCUCUUGCAGACUGGAAGAAGCUAGUCCUUCUGGAUUUUCUUAUAUAAUGCUGUAUUAUUUUACCCUCUGCCUUUACAAGCCUUCCAGUGCUAGCUGCUGAGAGGCAUCCCCACAGCAUGACGCUGCCACCACCAUGCUUCACAGUGGUGGGGGUGUGUUUGUGGUAAUGUUUUGUGUUCGGUAUCAGCCAAAUAUAGCAUCUUUUCUGAUGGCCACAAAGAACCAUUUUGGUCUCAUUAGACCAAGGAACUUUCUUCUACCUGACCACUGAGUCUCCCACAUGCCUUUGACAAACUCUGGUGGAGAUUUAAUGUGAGUUUUCUUCAACAGCGGCUUUCUCUUGUCACUCUUUCAUAAAGCUUUGACUGGGCAACAGUUGUUGUUCUCCCAUCUCAGCUGCUGGAGCUGGCCACUCCUUCAGAGAAGUCAUAGGUGUCCUGGUGGCCUAGUUUUCUUGCAUAGUCAGUCACUCAGUUUGUAAGGACGACAUGAUGUUGGCAGAUUUACACAUGCCAUAUAACUUCCAUUUCUUGAUGAUGGAUUAACUAAAUUCUGGGGAUGUUCAGUGCCUUGUUUUUUUCUAUCCAUCCCAUGACGUGGUCUUUUCAAUAACAUUUUCUCUAAGUUGCCUGGAGUGUUCUUUUGUCUUCAUGGUGUAAUGGUAUCCAGGGAUACUGAUAAAACUAGUGACUGGACCUUCGAGACACAGGUGUCUUUCUUUGUACUACAGUCAGAUGAGACACAUACACUACACUCAA
Messenger RNA from Cheilinus undulatus (humphead wrasse), 12752 nucleotides. RefSeq names its product laminin subunit alpha-3-like. The record is from RefSeq and is a predicted model, not a curated record. Gene Ontology annotation, biological process: regulation of cell migration; regulation of cell adhesion; regulation of embryonic development. Lineage: Eukaryota; Metazoa; Chordata; Actinopteri; Labriformes; Labridae. The transcript is spliced from 77 exons. Bases 217 to 10431 code for a protein of 3404 amino acids. Gene Ontology annotation, molecular function: signaling receptor binding.